AUGGCAUCGUCACGUCCAUCAUCUAAGAAAUCGCUCUCCUUCGACUUGGAAGCAUACUGGGAACAUCGCUUCACCGCUUCGCAAACGCCUUUCGAGUGGCUGACAUCAAUUGACGUCACCGCCAGCAUUUUGCAAAGAGAGAUCGGGAAUGCCCUCAAUGAUGGAAAUGGCCGUUUUGACGAGAGCGGACCUUCCAUCUUGCACAUUGGUUGCGGGACUUCUGGUUUGUCGCUACGUCUGAGAGACUAUGUCCGCCGACCAGUUGACGUGCACAAUGUGGACUUUUCUCAGCAGGCUGUAGAACUUGGCCAGCAGAGAGAGAAAGAGUGUUUCGGGAAUGGAGCACUUUCUGGAGCCGGGAUAGGAGAUGAAGUUCGGGGGAAUCAAUCUGAUACUAAUACUAGCUGGAUGCGAUGGAGCAAUGUCGACCUUCUCUCACUGCACGGCGUCCUAUCAUUGACUGAUGAGGGAACAAUACGUUACGAUUUCAUCAUCGACAAAAGCACAAGCGAUGCCAUUGCUUGUGGGGAUGAUGUCGACUUCCUACCAACAUCCAUUGACCACGGAGGUGUGCAGAGGGUAACUAAGAUGCACCCCGUCGAGGUACUCGCCAUGCACCUUGCUGCUGUCACAGUCAUGGGCGGUCGCUGGAUCGUCAUCUCAUACUCCGCGGAACGAUUCUGGUUCCUAGAGGACAAUCCCAAGCGCCAUACAGAUCUCUUGUCGCAAGGCAAUACCGGUCAACAGUCCGGCGGGAAGGUCGAGCCUGGGAACUACUGGCGUCUUGAUAGGAAGGAGCCGAUAGCAGCAUCGGAAGCAGGGAACACACCGUAUGACAAUGUGCACCGGCCACAGAUACACCAUUGGCUCUACGUGCUCGUUAGGACGAUGGUGCCUUUUCAAGCAAGGCUCGUGCAUUGA
Messenger RNA from Cladophialophora carrionii CBS 160.54, 921 nucleotides. RefSeq lists its product as uncharacterized. The coding region runs from base 1 to 921 and encodes 306 amino acids. The record is from RefSeq and is a predicted model, not a curated record. Lineage: Eukaryota; Fungi; Ascomycota; Eurotiomycetes; Chaetothyriales; Herpotrichiellaceae. The transcript has a single exon.